AUGACGCUAGCCUACGGCUCCGUCCGCUGCUGGCGGAUCUUCACCCCCGACCAGUGCUCGGGGAUCAACCGCUUCGUGGUGCUCUUCGCCGUCCCGCUCCUCUGCUUCCACUUCAUCUCCACCAACAACCCCUUCACCAUGAACCUACGCUUCCUCGUCGCCGACACGCUGCAGAAGCUCGCCGUCCUCUUCCUCCUCUUCCUCGACUCCCGCCUUUCCUCUUCUCACUUCCUCGGCCUCGACUGGAGCAUCACGCUCUUCUCCCUCUCCACGCUCCCCAACACGCUCGUCAUGGGCAUCCCGCUGCUCCGCGGCAUGUACAGCAGCGGAGCCGCGUCCUCGUCCUCCGCCUCCACCGACGCCGGCACACUCAUGGUCCAGAUCGUCAUCCUCCAUACCGCGCCGCGCGCGCUCGUGCUCGACCAGUUCCCCGACGGCGCUGCCGCCUCCAUCGUCUCCUUCCGUGUCGACUCCGACGUCGUCUCACUUGCCAGGGGCGAGAUCGAGCUCGAGGCCGACGCCGUCCCCGUCGCCGCCGGCGCCUCCUUGAUCGGCGGCGACACCAUACAGGUGCGGGUCACCGUGCGCAAAUCCACCAGCUCACGCUCCGAGGCCGCGUGCUCGCACUCCCACUCCCACUCGCAGUCCAUGCAGCCCCGGGUCUCCAACCUCUCCGGCGUCGAGAUCUACUCGCUGCAGUCGUCGCGCAACCCCACCCCGCGCAGCUCCAGCUUCAACCACGCCGACUUCUUCAAUAUCGUCGGCGCCGGUGCCAAGGGAGGAGGAGCAGCGGCGGCGGCGGGGGACGAGGAGAAGGGCGUCGGCGGGCACUCGCCGCAGCCACAGGCCGUGGCCGUGGCGGCCAAGAGGAAGGACCUGCACAUGUCCAUCUGGAGCUCCAGCGCCUCCCCGGUCUCCGAGCGCGCCACCAGUGCUGCCGUGCACGUCUUCGGGUCCGGGGCCGACGACCAUGCCGACGUCCUCGCCAAAGGCGUCAGAAAGCGUUUCCAACCAUUGUAA
Molecule: messenger RNA, 1020 nt
Organism: Miscanthus lutarioriparius
Lineage: Eukaryota; Viridiplantae; Streptophyta; Magnoliopsida; Poales; Poaceae
Source: the annotation of a GenBank genome assembly